This is a messenger RNA of Geosmithia morbida, 2808 nucleotides long. Its product is annotated as HbrB-like. The transcript has a single exon. Gene Ontology annotation, cellular component: TORC2 complex. Lineage: Eukaryota; Fungi; Ascomycota; Sordariomycetes; Hypocreales; Bionectriaceae. Bases 1 to 2808 code for a protein of 935 amino acids. The record is from RefSeq and is a predicted model, not a curated record. Gene Ontology annotation, biological process: TORC2 signaling.
AUGUCACGACAGCAGUCCCGAGCCCCAGGUAGCUUUUCGCCGCUUCCGGGGGGCACAUCGUCAUUGUCAACGAGCAGUGCCGCUGCGGCUGCAGCCGCAGCGCAGUCUCCUCAUCCUCUUCCUCCCCCCGCCACCGGCAGCGGCUCUACUGCUGCCCCUCGCCCCUCGAUAGACCUGUCCGACGGCGAGGAUGUCUAUGGUUAUCAGCAAGACAGGAUCGUGCUCGGACGGACACGUCCAUCUAUCGACUCGCCGUCGGCGCCCAUGUACGCGCAGCUUGCUACCACGAACAACGGCAGCAACCCGACCACGUUGAACCAACACCACUAUAACCUCCCGCGACCAGCCAAGCCAUCUGGUGGCGCCACGACAGCGUCGUCGUCACCCCUGAUGCGCUCGCACGCGAGGAAGCACUCGUCUGCCACGCCGGGCCUGUUUGAGCCCACGCUGCCGUCGGCCAGCACAUCCAACCUGUCUCAUAUCGGCAUGAGCCAGCAGCAGCAGCAGCAGCAGCAGGCUGGCGGGGGCGCUGGCGGCGCCGCGUUGUCGGCCAGUCAGAUUGCCGCUCAGGCGGCUGUCAUGUCGCACCAGCAACACACGCGACACCGGUCGCAGACGGUGCCAUUCCCCGGAGACUCCAACGACGGCGCCAGGCGUGGUAGCGGGAGCAAAGGCCCCGUCAGCCCGCCCGUCCUCAGCCUCACCGAGGCCAGCGCCCCGUCGCGCGAGAGCUCUGCCUUUAGCGGGCUGGGAAUCGCCCCCUCGGCCUCGUCGUCGCGCGUCGACCUCCCCUACGCCUCAUCUGCCGCCACGGCUGCCGCCAACGUCGUCUUCCCCCGCUCCGGGCAUAGCUCGCCCAGCCAGGCCAACUCGACGCUGCCACAGCAGUUUCAACUGCCGUCCACGGGCCCGGGUAGCUCCCACAUACAGCAGCAGCUACAACAGGCUGCCGCCACUUCCAUGCCGCCACCGCCGCCUCCCCCUCCGCCUCCCCCGCCUCCCCCGCCGGAGAAGCAGAGCAAGUCGGAGAAGGCCCGGGCCAAGCUCUUCUCGCGACCGAGCAGGAUCACAACCAAAGCAGACGUCAGGGAGAAGCCACUUCCCAGCCCGGGGAAAAUUGGGUCGGCCCUGUCGGCGCUGCAGCGCGGCAACUUCAGCUCUACCAACCUGGCGGAUCAGGGGGGGCAGGGCAUGUACAUGCACCAGAACUCGUCGGCGGCAACGAUCCGGCCCAUCGACACGCCCGCAACGGAGGAUAAGGGGAAGGAGAAGGAAAAGAGGCAUCACUUCCUAUCGCGGCAGAAGCACAAGCUCAAGGAUGAGUUUCACCUGCCGCUCUCGUCGGCAGCGAGCAACUCGCUGCCCACGGACCCGAGCGCGCCCAACAGCCUGUACAACUUCAACAUUCCGGCCAGUCCCGGCCCCGGGUCGAGCGGGUUCGUCAAGGCCAAAAAGGACAGGAAGCAUGCGGAGCGAUCAGAGAGCCGCCUAGGCGUGAGCGAAGAGUCGUCUACGCUGGGAACGGGCGGUCAGAGUGAGUGGCCCGGGCCGAGCAGCCUGCCGAGCCUGUCGCAGCAGUCGACCAUGAUGCUGGACCCCGUCGACCCGGGCAAGCUGGGCCUGCACAACCACAUGACGGUGGACGAUGCGUGGCCGUACCUCAAGGCCAAGCUGCUCGUCAUCUUCGAGGGCGAGGACCUUCGCCUGCCGGUAGAGGAUUUCAACCGCGUGGUCCAGAUGCACAUCCAGUACUGCAUCCAGCGGCGGUCGCCCAACACGAUGCUCGAGGAUUUGCGUGACUUCCUGACGGUGGGAUUCUCCUCGCUCGACCGCACGCUGCGCAGGACACCCGAGGACCGUUUCAUCCCCGCCCUCGUGGAGCUGUGGCUCUUCACAUUCACGUCCAUCCUGCCCUACAUGCAGGCCGUCUUCCUGCCCGUGGAUAUGGAAGUCGCCGGUUGCGGGACGAUAAUGACACCCGAGCAGUCGCGCGACUUCUGGGGAGGCGUCGUGGUGCCGGCCAGCACUCCCACCAGACGUCCGUCCAUCCCCGUGGCAGAUGACCAGCAUCAGCAGCCGCACGUCACGCCAGCCGCCACAGUCCUCGACGUGCGUCGCCUGGUCCUCACGGCUUACCGGGACAUCAUCAUCCUACCGCGCUACGACACUCUACGCACCAUCUUCUCGCGUCUGUCCCUCGAAUUCCUACCCUCCUCCUUCUCCAGCAGCAGCAACAACAACAACAACAACAGAUCGUCAUCUCCUGAUGCUGCCGCAUUCUCCACUUCCCCUCCCGAAUCACUAUCAUCGAUGAUCCGUCCCGGCACGGCAAUGUCCCUCGACCCGUCCGUGGCAUCCUACAACUCCACCAGCACCACACUACUAGGCGAAUUGGCCGGUGUGGGUGGAGGAGGAGGAGGAGGAGGAGGGGGUUCGACGGGAUCCGCCACGGGCGGGAGCCGCAGCCGCGCCAUCUCCAACGUCUCCUUCGGGAGCCACGCCAGCGACGGCGCAGGCGGUCACGUACGCCCCUUCACGCCCUCGAGCGCCCUGGGCAGCGUGCGUGAGCAGAACGUCCAGGACUCCAAGCAGGUGACUGACAUGGUAGGCCGGAUGCUGCAGUGCGUCAGCGUCCUGGCCAGCCUGAGCGAUGUCGGCGACGACGACGAAGGGAACAGGAAGAUGGUCGAGCUGUGCAAGAUGCUCAAGCUGAAUUGGCUUGGGAGAGGGAGGACGGGGAGGAACAGGAUGGGUAUUGUCGGGGGCAAGGUUCGUAGGGGAGGAGGGGAGGAGCUGAGAGUUGCUUGA